AUGAAACGUUCAUAUGGAGAAGGAAUUGAAAAUCACAGUAUUAAAAAAUAUUUUAAAAAGGCAUCUGAAAAUGAAGUCAUCUUGACGAGAAUGUCUACAAAUGAUGUCGAUUCGUCAAAUGAUUCAUUAUCAUUAGCAACUAAUACACAAUCAAUUGUAUUUCAAAACAUUUCAAAUAAAGAUGAAACAAUUGUAGAAUCAAGCACACCAAUGAUUGAAAAUAGAGAUUUAGUCCGAAGUGGUGAACAAACGAAUGAAUCAACAGCAGAAAUAUCAAGUACAAGUUCUUUGGAAAUGAUACCAUCAACAACAACCACCAAUGUGGUCAAUAAUAAUCAAUAUUCUUUCGAUGUCGAUCAAAUUGGUGUAAAGCUUCGUCUAAUUGAACAAUUAAUAGGUUCAUGCCAGGAUUUAAUUAAACAAUCAACAUCCAUCGAUUUAUGCAUUGAAACUUUUGCAAAAAAUUCUAAUGGUUUUGCUGAUGCACUUAUUCAAGCUGGUACUGAAUUAAAUUGUUUGUGUACAAAUAUUGUAUCAACAAUUGAAUCAAAUCGAAACAAAAUUACAAUAACUGAACGUGAAGAAGAUAAAAUGGUUAAUCGAGAUCCAGGAAAAUUAGAUACUCAUUUUUCAUCUGUCACACAUAGAUCGAGUGUCGAACGUUAUUUAAACUAUAAAACAAAAAACGUGAAUAUUGAUUUAAUGUUGGAUAGUAGUCGACGUAAAGCAAAUCAAGAACAAGAAUCAAUUUUACAAUUAAAUAAGCAGGUGAUAGUAACAUUACUUGAUUCAGCUCGUUAUCUGGUAAAACAAGGUUUGGCUUUCAGAAGAGAACCAGAGAGUCAGGGUAGGAACCGAGAACCAAAGGCAGUACGCUUUAACGUAUUUUACACAUUUUUUGCGGUAGGAAACUUUAUUCAACUUAUCAAUCUUCUACGUCGAAGUAACAUCACAUUGAAUGAUUGGUUUUCACAAGCUAAAUUACAAAAAUAUCAAGUAUCAUAUAUGAGCAAAAGAUCCCAAGAUGAAUAUAUACAAUUAUUAGGUGCUGCAAUUGAACAUCAAAUUGUCAAUGAAAUAAAUCACUCGCCGUUUAUAUCCAUUUUGAUCGAUAGUACCCCAGAUUUGUCACAUCGAGAAAUGUAUUCCAUUGUCAUUCGAUAUACAUAUAAUUAUCAAGUAAAAGAACGUUUACUCUCAUUGCAAGAAUUAGCAAGCAAAGUAGGUGAAGACAUUUGUCAGUUAUUAUUAGAUACAUUAGGUCGAAAAGGUAUAUCAACAGACAAAAUUGUUGGGCAAUGUUAUGAUAACUCACCCAACAUGAGUGGUGUUAACAAGGGUGUACAAGCAUGUAUCAAUAAAAAGUUAAAUCGACAAAUAAUGCAUAUACCAUGUGAAGCUCACAGCUCAAAUUUAGCUGUGGAACAUGCCUGUGAUUGUUCAACUGAAUUCGUCAAUUUAUUUAUGUUUUUAGAAGAAUUAUACAACUUUUUUACGUCUAGUGUGAAACGGUACUAUGUUCUUCGAGAUGCACUUGAAAAAUCAACAUUUGGUUUAACAGUAAAGUCAUUGUCAGAGACACGAUGGAACGCAAAUUAUGAGUCUCUUCAUUGUGUUGUUGAGUCACAUCAUGAAAUUCUUGAUUGUUUAGAGUCCAUUGAAUCGAUUGAAUCAAAAGAAUUUGAUAAAGAAACAAAAGCUCAAGCUAAAAACAUUAGAAAUAAACUAAUGUCGUACGAGUUCGUAGUGUUAUUGAAGUUUAUGGUCCAUGUUACACGUACAACUAAUUCCUUAACAAUCCAUUUACAAACAAAAGAACUGGAUAUAUUAUCAUCAUUGGAAUUAAUGACAAAUACAAAUAAAUUGAUUCAAAAAAUGAGAAAUGAUGAUGAAGCAUUGAAGAGUAUUUUGUUGAUUGCUGAAAAAUUGGUAGAACCUUUUAAUAUUGAUAUUGAUCAGGAAUUCAAUCGAUUACAUAGACUUCGACAACGAUCACGACGAAUAGAUGAAAAUCCAUUAACAGCAGUACAACUUACUAGAGAAGCGUUUUAUGUCAAACUAUUUCGACAAAUAUUAGAUCAUUUAUAUGUAGCUUACAAUGAUUAUUUACAAGUCAUGACUGAAAAAUUACGUUAUUUCCAUAAUUUAACACCUAAUCGUAUUCAACAACUAACAAUAAAUGAUUGUAAACAGAUGUAUAAAAUUGUACCAGGAUUAUCAAGUGAAGAUUUAUUAUUUACAGAAUUUGAAUUAUUACGUGAUUCAAUUGAACAGUGUGAAAAUAUGGAGAAUGUUGUAGGACUGCUACAAAAGUCUGGUCAUUUAUAUCCACGUGUUGCAAAGGUGUACAAUUUCUUGUUUACCCUCCCAAUCACAACAGCAACCAAGGAACGAUGUUUUAGUAAAUUAAAAUUGAUCAAAAACCACUUGCGUACAACAUUAAAAAACGAAAGAAUCGAAUAUUUAAUUUUAUGUUCUACUGAAAAUGACUUAUUGGAUGAUUUAGAUUUAACAAAAUUAGCAGAUGAAUGGGUACGAUACUUUUUGUCUUUGUUUGCUUAUAAUGCAAUCGAACGAAACACAUUUGAGUUAAUUUUUACAUUUGCUUCAUUUUCGACUGUUUUAGGCACAAAUGAAAGAUCGAAGAGUCAAAAUUGGUCAAACGCAAAAUAAGUGAAAAUUAUCAAUGGACAGUAUCACAUGAGGGGUUUUUUAUAUUUAGUAUAUGUGGUGGUUUUCUUAUUUUUUGUUUUAUGAUUGUGAUUGUACAUACUUUUUAAACUGUAAUUGAACUUUGCUUUUUUUUCAAACACGAGUGAACAGAUGAAUAUAAAUAGUUUGUCCUUUAUUGGUUCAUAAACACACUUUCUUCUAGAAGAAAAUUUAUUGUAAAGAGUAGACACUACCUUCGCUGAAAAAUUCAAUUUACAACCCCCCAAAGUUUCGGUAGUCGGGCCAGCCCUGG
Rotaria sp. Silwood2 is the source of this 2965-nucleotide messenger RNA. NCBI's taxonomy places the organism in Eukaryota, Metazoa, Rotifera, Eurotatoria, Philodinida, Philodinidae. The record is from the annotation of a GenBank genome assembly.